Molecule: messenger RNA, 957 nt
Organism: Hydra vulgaris (swiftwater hydra)
Lineage: Eukaryota; Metazoa; Cnidaria; Hydrozoa; Anthoathecata; Hydridae
Source: RefSeq, a predicted model, not a curated record
AUGUCAAAAGCCCGAGUAAGUCCAUUGCAAUCUAUUAGUAUACCACGACUUGAGUUACUUGGAGCUGUCCUCGGUUUACGACUUGCAGAGAAGAUUGUCAAGGCAUUGAAGCUGGAAACUAAGGACGUAACUGUAUGGUGUGAUAGUUUUAAUGUUUUAUGGUGGAUAAAAAAUCAAAGUCGAAAGUUGAAACCAUUUGUUGCCAACCGCGUUGGAUUCAUUCAAUCAAAGAUUGAACUAAAACAAUGGAGAUACAUACCAACAAAAACUAAUGUAGCUGAUUUACUAACAAGAGGAACAACAGUUAAAGAAUUAGAAAGCAAUUAUGUAUGGUGGCAUGGACCAAGUUUCCUUAAUUCUUUAGAAGAAAAAUGGCCACAGAAUCACAUUGAAGUUACACAAGAGGAUUCAAUUGAAGUAAAGAAAAAUCCAGUAUUAAUGAAUUUUGCAUUAUCCACUGAAGUAACAAAGAUAAACGGCUGGAUCCAUUGGUUUAUAGGAAAUUGUCGAUUUGAAACAGACUUUCGUAAAAAGGGUAAUAUAGCAGCUGAUAAAUAUCAUGAAAGCGAAAAAGAAAUCAUAGCUAAAGCUCAAAAAGAAAGCUUUAAAGAAGAAUAUAGCAACAUUGAAAAAGGAAAACCGAUAUCGAUAUCAAGCAAAAUUAUUUCUUUAAAUCCACAAAUUGACGAAGACGGAUUAUUGCGAUCUUGCAGUCGAUUGCAAAAUGCCCAUUACUUACCCUACGAUGUCAAGUAUCCAAUCAUUUUGCCGAGAGGACAUACAAUAACAUGUUUGAUUGUUAAGCAUUACCAUGACGAAGCCAAUCAUGUGAUGGGAACAAAUCAAUUAUUAACAAAACUCUCAGAAAGAUAUUGGGUAAUACGAGGACGAGAAGAAAUCCGAGAUGCAGAAGCAAAAUGCAACAAAUGUAAAUUAAGAAGAUAUAAACCUGCUUAA